CAGUGGGAGACAGCUCUCCUCUCUCCGGCGGAUGCCCACGGUAGAUGCCACGUGGUUCUGGGGCUGGACGCAGCGGCCCCCACCAGGACCCCAGGAUGCCGGGCAGCAGAGCAGCCCCGCAGGAGAGCAGGCUGGACACAAGCCUGGGGACCACCCGAGAAAACUUGGAAACCAGUUUCUUAAACAGACUGCCGCCAGGUGGGCCUGGGUGUGCUCGCAAACUUAGUUUGAACCUGCGGAACCAGCAAGGAACAAGGCGGAAUGUGAAAAGCAGCUUCCUGACUGACGGGCAGACACGCUCCAAAGAGCCCCUAAGCCGUGCUCUCAAGCUCUUGUCCCCAGAGAAGGUGAAGGAUCCCCAGCUGGAUUCUCCAGAGGAGAUACUAUGGACAACUCGGACCGAUGGGCGGGUCCGCCUGCGCAAAGACCCCAGCUGCUCACAGGUUCCCUACACUGUGCAUCAGAUGUUCUGCAAGACUCUGGACAAGUACGGGAACCUGAGCGCUAUGGUCUACAAGCGCCAGGGCAUGUGGGAGCGUAUCUCCUAUUUCCAGUACUACCUGCUGUCCCGCAAAGUCGCCAAGGGCUUCCUGAAGCUCGGACUGGAGCGGGCCCACAGCGUGGCCAUCCUCGGCUUCAACUCCCCGGAGUGGUUCUUCUCGGCAGUGGGCACAGUGUUCGCAGGUGGCAUCGUCACCGGCCUCUAUACCACCAGCUCCCCCAAGGCCUGCCAGUACAUCGCCUAUGACUCUCGAGCCAACAUCAUCGUGGUCGACACACAGAAGCAGCUGGAAAAGAUCCUCAAGAUCUGGAAAAACCUGCCACAUCUGAAGGCAGUAGUGACAUAUCGAGAACCUCCUUCCAAGAAGAUGCCCAAUGUGUACACGAUGGAGGAGGUCAUGGAACUGGGGAAUGAGGUGCCUGAGGAGGCCCUGGACAGCAUCAUCGAGGCCCAGGAGCCUAACCAGUGCUGCGUGCUGAUCUACACAUCGGGCACCACUGGGAACCCCAAGGGUGUGAUGCUGAGUCAAGACAAUAUCACGUGGACAGCACAUCACAGCAGCCAGGCUGGUGGCAUCAGACCCUCAGAGGUCCAGCAGGAAGUGGUGGUCAGCUACCUGGCCCUCAGCCACAUUGCCGCCCAGUUCUAUGACUUGUGGACGGGCCUCCAGUGGGGGGCCCAGAUCUGCUUUGCCGAGCCUGAUGCCCUGAAGGGGAGCCUGCUGGACACACUGCGGGAGGUGGAGCCCACGGCCCACUUCGGGGUGCCUCGGAUAUGGGAGAAGAUCAUGGAGCGUAUCCAGGAGGUGGUGGCACAGUCUGGCUUCAUCCGGCGCAAGAUGCUGCUGUGGGCCAUGUCGGUGACCUUGGAGCAGAACCUCACCUGCCCGAACAGCGAUCUGAAGCCCUUCACAACACGACUGGCGGAUUACCUGGUGCUUGCCAAGGUCCGCCAGGCCCUGGGCUUUGCCAAGUGUCAGAAGUACUUCUACGGAGGCGCGCCCAUGACCACAGAAUCACAGCACUUCUUCCUGGGCCUCAACAUCCGCCUGCUUCCAGCGUACGGCCUCAGCGAGACCUCAGGCCCCCACUUCAUAAGCAGCACCUACAACUACCAGCUCUACAGUGCCGGCAGGUUGGUGCCAGGCUGCCGGGUGAAGCUGGUGAAUGAGGACUCAGAGGGCAUCGGAGAGAUCUGCCUGUGGGGCCGCAACAUCUUCAUGGGCUACCUGAACAUGGAGGACAAGACGCGUGAGGCCGUUGACUCUGACGGCUGGCUGCACACGGGUGACAUGGGCCGCAUGGAUGCCAACGGCUUCCUCUACAUCACCGGGCGUCUCAAAGAACUGAUCAUCACGGCCGGUGGGGAGAACGUGCCCCCUGUGCCCAUUGAGGAUGCUGUGAAGAUGGAGCUGCCCAUCAUCAGCUUCGCCAUGCUGAUUGGGGACCAAAGGAAGUUCCUGUCCAUGCUGCUCACCUUGAAGUGCACUCUGGAUCCAGACACCUCUGACCCAACCGACAACCUGACGGAGCAAGCUGUGGAGUUCUGCCAGAGGGUGGGCAGCAGAGCUACCACAGUCUCUGAGAUCGUGGACAAGAAGGAUGAGGCCGUGUAUCAGGCCAUCGAAGAGGGGAUCCAGAGGGUCAACAUGAAGGCAGCAGCCCGACCCUACCACAUCCAGAAGUGGACCAUUCUCAAGAGGGACUUCUCCAUCUCCGGUGAAGAGUUGGGUCCCACAAUGAAGCUGAAACGGCACACAGUCCUGGAGAAGUACAAAGAUCUCAUCGAUUCCCUUUAUCAAGGGCAAAACAAGUAAUCAGGGGUUGUCCUUCCCCGGUUUCUCCUGAAGAUGGCAGGCUGAGUGCUUUCCUGACCUCCAGGUCCUCUUCAGUCUGGGUGCGCGGACUCCUGGCCAAGCCUGUUAGGUCUUGGGGUCAUGUGCGGUCCUGGCAUCUAUGUUUGCCAGGUUUUAUGCCAACAAUAGCUGAGAAGCUUCACGUGUGCAUAGUUUUAAAAGUACUCCUUUCUGUUCAGGUGACAAAUGAGAUCAGCUCUCCUUCCAGAACUAAAGGGCUGACAAGUUUUGGCUUCAGUUCCAGGUAGAUUUAACAGGCUGCUUGCUCACUUAACAGUCCAGCCAGCAGCAGGCUGAGCGCUGGGGGGAGGAAGGGGAAGGUGGCUCGUAGAACCAGCGCGUGCUGCCGGGCAGGCGCUCUGUUGUAACUCACCUAGCGGCCCGACUUGCUCAGGAAUUGUGCUGGACGUGGCCGACCGUCUCCUCCCAUCGCCAGGCGCUCCGCCGUGCACACACCAGCUGGCUUUGAUGCUUAAUAAACUGUGGCUGCCUUCCUGAUUGUA
This is a messenger RNA of Camelus dromedarius (Arabian camel), 2860 nucleotides long. It is a transcript of the gene ACSBG1, whose product is annotated as acyl-CoA synthetase bubblegum family member 1. Bases 45 to 2318 code for a protein of 757 amino acids. Gene Ontology annotation, molecular function: long-chain fatty acid-CoA ligase activity. Lineage: Eukaryota; Metazoa; Chordata; Mammalia; Artiodactyla; Camelidae. The record is from RefSeq and is a predicted model, not a curated record. Gene Ontology annotation, cellular component: membrane; endoplasmic reticulum. The transcript is spliced from 15 exons.